CCUCUCCAGGCAUUCUCUAUUCUGUCAGAAGCAAGAGAUCACGACAUGAGAAAGAAGAAAAUGUUAUCUGGUCUCUAUGCUGAAUGCGAGGAAUGUUUGACUGAAAUGGACGCCAAAAUUCGCUCACUGCUUAAGCGCCAAAUAGGUAACUUUGACGAGCUGAUACGAAAACACCAAAUAGAUAUGAAGAGAAAAGAAUACGUCCUUCUAGUAGCAGGUAAAUGACCAACAUAUGGCGGUACUACUAUAUAUUGACCUAUUUUCCUUCUUUAUCGUUUUGGAUCGGCUGGUGAACACUCAGGGGUUCGGAAUGGUCCUUACUUGGUUGGAUUAAACUUUACGACUGAAACUGCAAAAAAAAAAAAAAAAAAAAAAAGGAAAGAAAGAAAGAAAGAAAAAACAAAAAUAACAUCAAUAACAUUUAUAUACCCGCAUUCUUUGCAAAGAAACCACAAACACACGUUACGACAGAAUCUCUUUGGAUUCAAUUUAUCCGAAGUGUUUCAAAAAAGAAAAAUAAACAAACAUGGCUCGAGUGCCAUAAUUUAUACUAUUUAUUAUUUACUGUUUGAGACUUGCUGAGGAAUGUUGGCUUUUUGUUGUUUUUACACAACCCAGCAGCGCUCGGUUCGUUUGCCAAAAUCGAGGGUCAAUGUUUUUCGGUAUAGUACCUGCGUUUGGUUAGUUGGAAGAUAGUACAACGUAAUAAUUAUUUUUGAUAUCACUGCAUUCCAGGCGAGACUGGCUCUGGGAAGAGCAGCUUAAUAAAUCUAAUUCUGGGAGAAGAACUUCUUCCGUACUCAGUACUCAGUACAACUUCCGCAAUUUGUGAAUUGCGAUAUGGGGAGAAACGUAAAAUAGUGGCCCAUUUCAAAGACACGGAUCCUAAAACAGGGCAUGAAACUUGGGAAUAUUUUCUGGAGCAACCAGCAGAAGCCUCUGAUGAAAGUUAUCUCCAGCAGCUCUCUCCAUUUGUCCACGUGAAGGAUACAGAUCGAGAAAAAGGUUCCGUUUAUAAAAAGAUCGAACUCUUCUGGCCCCAUCAACUCCUGCAAGUAGCUACACAGUGUUCCUUCAAACUUUGCUAAUUAACUAAGAGAUGGAAUAAAUAUUUUCAAUUCCUAUUUUUAGCUUAGAUGGACAAGAUUAGGAUCAGAAGGUCAUUGAAAAGGGCAAACAGAAUUUUAGACUAAAAAAAAUUUGUUAUACUUGAUGGACAAAUAAUAUCACAUCAAAUGCCUGGCUCAUGCCUCAUAAUAGAUAAAUACAGUGCAAAGUUUUGAAAAACAUGCGUCCUUACCCAUCGACUGAUUUAAACAAAACCCGAAAAACUCAUCGACUCUCGCAGGUAGCUACACAGUGUUCAUUCAAACUUUGCCAAUUAACUAAGAAAUGGAAUGAUUUUUUUCAAUCCCUACUUUAGUUUAGAUGGAUAAGAUUGGGAUCACAAGGUCAGUCAAAACGGCAAACACGAUUAUAGUAUCUAAAAUGGUGUGGGACUAAAAUCAUUUGUUAUGCAUAAUGGACAAAUAAUGUCACAACAAAUGCUUAGAACAUGGCUCAUAGCUCACAAUAGAUAUAUUCAGUGCUAAAUUUUGAAAAGCAUGUGUCCUUGCCCAUCGACUGUUUUAACCCAAAGGAAAAAAUCCUUUUCCUGAGGACUGAAUUAUAGAAUUUUCCAUUAAUCAAAACUAAGAAAUUAUACACCUCGAGUAAGGUUAGUCGAUGGUCAAACUGAGGAUACUCCAGUUAAUAUGAAAAGAGUAUUAACUUUCUCGGAAAUUAUACAUUAUGAGGGCAUCCCUUUUUAAAGACGGGGUUGUAUUUUUCAUAACCAGAUUGGAUGACACGCUAUAUUGGUCAAAGAGUUUAAAAAUAAUAAUGAUAAUAAUAACAAUAAAACCUCCAUUUGAUUUUUUCGUUUCAGAAAGGCGUUGUUAUUGUUGACAGUGGAAUUGGAAUUGGAGAAUCCGAACUCAUGGAUGAAGAGGUCGUGAAGUAUCUACCUGAAGCUUUCGCAUUUAUUUACGUCAUCAAAACUGACAACGCCGGAGGAGUCCAGAAAGACAGGGUCAGUGUUAGGAAUAACCACCAUUUCCAAAUGACAACAAUUUAGUAAGCUGUGAGGAGCCCUGUUGAUGGGGCUUUGAUACGUCAGAGUUUGACCCAUUGUCCUUUAGAAGAUUUCAAACCGUUACAGUGAUACUGAAUAAGAUUAAACUUUUAUUUAUUUUACAGCUCGAAAAGUUGCUGGAAGAAGUGAGAAAAGUGACUCUUAAUGAAAAGGGAGAAUUUUCAUCGAAGAGCGCCCUGUUCGUGUGUAGCAAGUGGGACCAAAUACCACAGAAAGAAAUCGAAGAGGUAAAGAAAUACGUGAUCAGAAAAUUGGAAAAGUGUUGGCCCGAUCUUGUUCCAGAGUCACAGAUCAUCUACAUGUCAGCAAAAAAGGCGAUUGACGCCCAGAAAUUGGGAAUCAUCACAAAUGACUUCCUCUCCUUGAUGAAUGGUAUAAGAUCCACGGUCAUGAAGAGCAUAGAGGCCAGACUAGAAAGUUAUUGGAGGUAAGAAUUGACUGAAAACGUUAUCGUCGGGUGAAAUGAUUGUGAUAAAUGCCCUAACUCAUUCCCUAAGACACUUCAGAACUCAUCAUCACCAUAAAUUUACCCAUCGACUAAACCUUUCCCAAUUUUCGAUAAGCCUGUAUCCUUCAUACUGGGGUUUUGUACCGCGUUGAAGGAGAGGCGUUUUAAAAUCUGGUCUUGGUAUGGGAUACACGGGUCAUUAGAUAUGAACGAUUUUUAAUCUCGAUUUUCCCACUGAACUUUUCUCUUGGCGUGAUUGUGAAUAAAGCGAGGUUGGAAUAAUAAAACAUUUGCAAUGGUUGCUCAUUGGGUGUUAAGUAAAAAUGAGGACAAAAAAGCCUAUCUAAAUUUGGAGCGAGAAUUGCCUAAUAGGUAAUUCAUCGAGUGCCGUUAUGGCUUUUACAGUUAAGUGAUUAGAAGUAGUUUAAAUUCUACACCAGCUACCAGGUUGAACAAUUUGUAUAUGGGAGUUAUUUUUUACUUUGAUUUAAAACACUAGACACUUUCAUAAAUGCUGCAGAAUAGUCAUGACCGAAAAAUUCAAGAAACUGAGUGCUAAAUUAUUUUAGCAAGAAAUCAUAAGCUAUGCCCACAUCUAUUUCAGGAGCUUCCAUCAAAUUCUAUAGCGUAAAUUAACCACUUUAUUGUCAUUUGAAUCUGAGAGGGCUCUGUUGUUUUGGUUUCUUUGUUUGCUAGAUCUUUAAUAAUAAUAAUAAUAAAUAAUAAACUUUAUUUACGUGUCAAAUAAGAUAGCAGUUUCCCACUAAGUAAGGACACCUAAACUAAACUAAUCUGAUCUAUAUAAAACUAAGCAUUAAAAAUUUAUUGGAAUAUGAUAAAAGAGCUCUUCCCAUAUAAAACUACCCUACCCCGAAAUAGUAGACCCCGUGUUUAUAAUACCCUACCCUGUAUAAUAAGAUAAUAACCUUAAUAUAAUGAGAUAAUAAGAUAAUAAUAAUUACAAUAAUAUGAUCUCGAUAAUAUUUAAAAUAUUUAAGAUUUACAUAAAAUACAGUUCUUGCAAUUAUUCGAAGAGAUUAAACUUUGUAUAUCUACUUUAUGUAAAGCGUUUUUAAAUUCUUGCAGCGUUCUUAGUGCUCUUAUUUUUCCAUCUAACUUAGACCAGAUUACUGGACCUAAGUACCUAAGAGAGUGCUUACCAUAGCGCGUAGUACUAACUCUAGGGAUAAUGAAAUCAUUGUUUCUUAAAUUAUAUUUGUUGUUAUUAAUAACAAACAGGUUCUUGAUAUUAUUAGGCCACAGAUCAUUUUUAACUUUAAACAUUAACACAGCUAUGUCAUGUAAUCGCCUAUUACGUAAGGUUUUUAAAUUAGCCCUCUUAAGGAGGUCGCUAUAUGAUGAUAUGCUAUCACAAUAAACAGCUCUAAGGGCCCGUUCUUGUACCCUCUCUAACUUUCUAGAAUCACUAGCUUUGCAACAAUUCCAUAUAAUACUACAGUAAGUUAAAUAAGGCAGAAUAGCAGCCUUAAAAAGUUGUAAUUUAGCCUUGGCUGGGAUUAACUUCCUUAAUCUAUUAAUUACACCCACCCUUUGACUGCUUUUUUUACAGAUGUUACUUAUGUGAUCAGAAAAAUUUAUAUUAUCAUCAAUAUUUACACCCAAUAACUUAAUAGAAUUAUAUGAUUUAAUGGCAGUUCCGUUAACAUUUAGCUCUAACUGUUCAUCCUUUAGUCUACCUCCUUUCAAUAUCAUUGAUCCGUAUUUAUCAAAAUUCCCUUUGAGAAAGUUCUUUCCUUCCUCUCUCUUUCUUUCUCUCCCUUUAUUGUUAUCUUUUUAGAAACGACUUUCGGGGAUAAUUAUAGAGACUCAAUAGGGCAUGCAUACUAGCAUACUUUAAAACUUGGAUGCUUUGAUACUUCAUUCUUCGAGAGGAGGAUCCCUUUUGUCCUUGUCUGUUCUGAAGAAAGGAAGCAAACGUCGAGUCUUUAUCCCUGGUUCCAUAUCAGUUAUUGAAUAUAUCUAUUUAUAUUUUAGAUGGCUUGAUUACCUCCUUUCACGAAUAGUUUAUCAAGCAAAGGCCUUUGUUAUGAAUGCCAAAAGAGAUCGUGACAAGGUCGCCAAGAAAAUGGAAAGAAUCAAUAACCGUCUGUCAGCUAUUGCAAGCGAACAAGGAAAAGUGGUGGAAGAUCUCCGAAAACACCUGAAAGCUAAAAUCGACGAGGCAGUUCAAAAGCUCUCCAUAUUUCUCAAGUCAGAUGAUGUCAAAACACGUUUCAUCUCAUGGAACUUGGAUGAGGUUCCUGAAAUAGAGGUCUCGUGGCAGGUCACAGAAAACAAUAUCAAUAAAGCAUUGCAAACAAGGUUGCAGGAAAUCAUAGAACAUUGGGAGGAAGAUGAACGAGUAUUUGCCGAUGCUCGAGAUUCCCUCCUGCAUUAUUUUCAGGAGCAGUACGAUUUUGUCGAGGGGCAAAUCCGGAAUCUGCAAGAUAGUGUCACGACUGAUGACCCAAUUAGUGUUUCAGAAGCUGAUCCCCCUGCUGAAAGCUUUUCUAUGGCAGCAAAGUUUGCUAUCGGUUUUACCAGCCCAAUCUGGGUUCCACUCACUCUAAUUGCUUUGGUGAUUGGCAGCCCAAUAGUCGGCAUAAUCUCGAUCAAAAACAAAGUUGAAGAUUCAAGGAGACUUAGGAGGUACGAAAAAGAGAGAUGCUCUCUCAUGGCUGAGAGGUCAGUAGACUACCUCAACAAUGCCACAAAUGAGUCCAUUCUCAAGGUGUUCGUAAAGAGCCAACUAAGCGAGGCAAAAUUGUGUCUGAAGCAUAUUGAGGCCCGUAUUCCAGAGCUAAUACAUGCUGACAAGAUGUUGUAUAAUCAACUCAGGCAUGAAACGCGGUCACACAAAGAGAUACAGGAGUCAUAUCAGCCUGUCCUGAAUCGAGCAUUGGAAAUCAGAGGACAGCUGGCGUUAUUUGGCCUGAGAGAAAUCCGUACCGCUGAUAUCAGCAGCCUGGAACUUGAGUGGAAAGCAGACAUGUCUCUUCUUCUUGGUCAAGGAGAGUUCACAACGGUGAUCGAAGGGAAAAUGAAGAGGCAUGGUAAGGAGCAAAGUGUUGCAUUAAAAAUUUGGAACGAAUCCCUUGACAUCAACAACGCAAGUCAUGUUUUGGCAGAAGCGAGUCUUCUAAGGUACGAAUUUUUAUUGCGGGAUUGCAUUUUAUUUUAAGUCUCCUUGGAACUGCUAAAAACCUAUGCAAUACGAGUUUCAAAACCAUAUGUAAAUCUAACAGUGAAUUAAUUUUGCGUGGCCAGGAAUACACCCAAUUCACAAGGUCAGCGGUGGGCUAUUAGAAAAAGGAAGAUUGUGUUUGUUACAACAGCAAAACAUUAACAUUAAAAAGGAUUUGGUAGUUUUUCUUGUGAAAAGAAAUAUAGUUAACUAUAACUUCACUUUUUUUUUUCAUUCAUUUUUAACUCGUGAAUUGCGCGCAUGCGCAAGAGCGAGUUAUAGAUACCAUGUGGGGAAUGGCAUUCGCUCGCUCGAUUGGUCGAUUCCUGUAAAAUUUUUUUAGAUUUUAGGCUUUUGAGUGCAUUUGAUAGUUUUUAGCGAGCAGUAAACAGAACAAAUGGCGACCUUUGUUGCUAAGAAUAGUGGUGGUUUGAAAAAGAAGCCAAUGAUAAUCUUAAAAGAGUUUUUUUUUCGUUUUAUUUUCAACAAGCGGCGACAGCGACUGGCGGGCAUGCAAGGAUUCACACUGAAAUAACAGAACAACCUUCGUUUUUCAUAAAAUUGUAAUUUACAAUCCUUGAACUCGAAAACAAUCCGAAGAUUCAUUGAAAAUAUUACUUACUGCGAAGCACUCGAAGUUUACAGAUGUUCAAAAGCUUUUUCUGUUAUGGCAUGAGAUUGAGGACAAAAUUGAUCAUUACGUUUCGUCGCGUGUGUUUUUCCUGUUUGAAGCAACAAAAGAUGCCGGCGACUGACAAAAUUACAAGUUAACACGAAAAUCAGAUAACACCUAAACAAACAAUUUUAGCUACCGAUUUUCAGUGAAUUUUUAAAGAACAAUUUUCUUUUAAGUUUCAAGACAAUUUGAAGAUUCAACAUACAUACAACGUACUAAAAUGCAAAAGUUACACACCACAAAAUUGAUAAAUAGGCCCGAAAUGAAAUUCUAUCUUGUUAUUGAUUAUACGUUGCCUAGCACGUGACUUAAAUUUACCCAGGCAGAGAUCCAAAAUGACGGUGGCAGGCUUGGCUUAGUUAUAUCACUCAAAACUAGUUCCAGUUUGUCUGAUUUGAUAAAGAGGGAAUCGUUAAUGUUUUCAUUAAGACAGUAUUGCCUUGAUUUUCUAAUAUUUACAGCGAAAGACAGUAAAUUUCACUUUUCACCCACAUUUACUUCCAACCUUUUCUUUUGAACCAGUAACAAAAAUGAUAGACGUUUAAAACACAUGACAUCAUCCACCUUGUCAAAUGUAAUAGCAUGAUCAUUUCAAUUGUAAUGCCUUCUUAUCCCAACGUUACUUUGUUUCUUUGCUACAUUAGCGAACACUGAACUACUGCUCGUACUCUAGAUAUGACAAUCAACCACAAAAUUCCCUAAACCAGAUAACAUUAAACAUCAUGUGUCAAAAUCAUGUGUCAAUUCACGAGUUUGCUCACAGAGCACUUUGAUUUUUUUAUUCGAUCAUUCCUGUACUGCGUUUAUACUGAGACGAAAAUUUGACUAAGUAAUGCUUGACUGUGUGUAGUUGAUUUCUUUCUCAGGAGGUUGGACCAUCCUCACAUUGUGAAGUUCUACGGUACAUCUCUCCUCAAAAGAGAUGGUGAGGAAAGAGUAGUAACGGUGCUGGAAAAGUGCAAGGAAAACUUGUGGACCCACAUCUUUAAUAAUCGAGCUUUUGUUCCUGCAGAAACAAAAGAUAUUGCAAAUAUUAAAACAGUUAAACGAUGGGCAAGAGAGAGAUCUGAUGCACUCGCGUUCAUACAUAAAGAGGGGGUUGUCCAUCGAGAUCUCACAUUGGAGAAUAUCUUGGUAUGAGAGAAUAGUUAAAAAAGAUUGAUGAUUUUUGUUAAGGCAACCCUGAGACUUAACAGUCAACUGCCGCAACGGAAAUGUCGAUCUCGUGAAUUAUUUGUUAAAUUUUUCCUGACGAAAUAUUACUUUUCCUACAGCAGCACUCAAAAUUCACAGAAAUUUUCGGUAAAAUAAGUUUUUUGCAGAGUGCAAUGAGUUCCCGUGACACUGCCGUAAAUAUGCUUUCCAUUUAACUGCCCACCUCGUAAUGUGUUCUUAAAAGCAUCGCGAUGUUCAUACAAUGUUUUCUUUUCAAUUAAAGUUAUCAGCAGACAACUCAGUAAGGAUUGCCGAUGUUGGGGAGUCCAAAGAGGCAAAGGAUAUCACAGGAUCAUGGGCUGGAACAGUUCUUUAUAUGGCACCUGAGGUGUUUCAGUCAAAGAGAUAUAGCUUCCAAGCAGACAUAUACAAUCUUGGAAUAAUUUUGUGGGAGAUGUGGUAUGGAAGACAGGCCUUCGCCGGACUAAAGGGGCUAGCACUAAAAGACAUCUCAAAGAAGAUAGCUGAUGACGGUUACCGUCCAGAAGUCGAAAGCAGCAAUUAUAGGAAACCUCCGCUUCCCUGGAAAAAUCUAAUGACCCAGUGUUGGAGUCAAGCCCCAAACGAACGCCCUUCAGCUAAGAAAUGUUACAUGGAAAUCAAGAAAAAUUAUGAGGCAGUCACUAGACUGUGA
Molecule: messenger RNA, 8291 nt
Organism: Pocillopora meandrina
Lineage: Eukaryota; Metazoa; Cnidaria; Anthozoa; Scleractinia; Pocilloporidae
Source: the annotation of a GenBank genome assembly